Molecule: messenger RNA, 1463 nt
Organism: Paecilomyces variotii
Lineage: Eukaryota; Fungi; Ascomycota; Eurotiomycetes; Eurotiales; Thermoascaceae
Product: putative eukaryotic translation initiation factor eIF-4A subunit
Exons: 4
Coding region: 76-1275 (399 amino acids)
Cellular component (GO): catalytic step 2 spliceosome; nucleolus
Molecular function (GO): mRNA binding; ATP binding; RNA helicase activity
Source: RefSeq, a predicted model, not a curated record
ACAGCUCACUUGAUACCAUUAUCUCAUUAACAGAUCUUUUCUCCUCCUCUUUACCGUUACUUAAGCACUUUCAAGAUGGCGGACGGUAUUGAUCGCAAGGCUGAUGAUAGGAUGGAGUUUACGACCUCCAAGGAGGUCACGGUUGCUCCGACCUUCGAGGACAUGCACUUGAAGGAGAACCUACUACGCGGUAUCUAUGCGUAUGGUUAUGAAUCGCCAUCCGCUGUCCAGUCUCGCGCAAUCGUUCAGAUUUGCAAGGGUCGCGAUACUAUUGCGCAAGCACAGUCUGGUACCGGUAAAACGGCGACUUUCUCAAUUAGUAUCCUGCAAGUCAUUGACACCGUUGUCCGUGAGACUCAAGCUCUCGUCUUAUCUCCUACCCGCGAACUUGCUACCCAGAUUCAGUCCGUCGUGAUGGCUUUGGGAGACUACAUGAACGUCCAAUGCCACGCCUGUAUCGGUGGAACUAAUGUCGGUGAGGAUAUUCGAAAGCUUGAAUAUGGACAACAUGUCGUCUCUGGAACCCCCGGAAGAGUUGCAGAUAUGAUCCGUCGCCGCCACCUGCGCACUCGCAACAUCAAGAUGCUAGUCCUCGAUGAGGCAGACGAACUCUUGAACCGUGGUUUCCGUGAGCAGAUCUAUGAUGUGUACCGUUACCUGCCUCCUGCAACUCAGGUUGUCGUUGUCUCCGCUACUUUACCUUACGACGUCCUUGAUAUGACGACCAAAUUCAUGACGGAUCCAGUGCGCAUUCUGGUCAAGCGUGAUGAGUUGACACUCGAAGGUCUCAAGCAGUACUUCAUUGCUGUCGAGAAGGAGGAGUGGAAGUUUGAUACUCUUUGUGAUCUUUACGACACUUUGACGAUCACUCAAGCCGUUAUUUUCUGCAACACUCGCCGCAAGGUCGACUGGCUUACCGACAAGAUGCGCGAGGCAAACUUCACUGUCUCCAGCAUGCACGGAGAGAUGCCGCAGAAGGAACGUGACAGUAUUAUGCAGGACUUCAGACAGGGCAACUCUCGAGUGCUCAUUUCGACCGACGUCUGGGCCCGUGGUAUCGACGUGCAACAGGUAUCGCUUGUCAUCAACUACGACCUACCCAGCAACCGUGAGAACUACAUCCACAGAAUUGGUCGAAGCGGUCGAUUCGGCCGGAAGGGUGUUGCCAUCAACUUCGUCACUAGCGAGGAUGUCAGAAUCCUCCGAGACAUCGAGUUGUACUACUCUACUCAGAUUGAUGAGAUGCCUAUGAAUGUCGCGGAUCUGCUGUCUUAAUGGAGGACUCUUAUUGCACGGAAUGUUCUUUCUCCUCACCUGUUACAAGACCUUUUCUUAGUCUCCCGUGUCGAAAGCGGGAUCCUCCUGGGCAACUAGCAUCAAGCGGGCAAUGGAUAAAAUCCAUCUUAGGGCCAGAGAUGGUUACAUUGCGUUCUCUGGCUGCAUCAUAGCAUAGCCAGAAACAA